CCUUCGCCGGGUGGAGCUUGUGAACGUGGGAGCGUUUGUGGCUCUGCUGCCCGAGUGAACACUGCUUGACAGGGGGAGGUGAGGCGACCCGUGCACGGGGGGGAUUUGAAGGGAGAAGUUAGUUUUUUUUUUUCCACUCGUGUGUGUCUCCGGCAGUUUGUGGGUCUACGGGGGAGGCGUGAUCGAGCACCGCAAAUGAUCCGUACCAGGCUAAGCAACAGGGCAAAGAGAGAAAUGUCAGGGACUGUGUCAGCCCCGAGAGGAGGGAAACGCGACUAGUAGGCACCACAAAAAAAAAAAAAAAAAAAAAAAAAUCCGCAACGCGGAAAAAAAAUAUUCAAGGGGGAGAGAAUGCGAAUGGUGAGGAGAUCCCGAAACCAGACAAAAUGGAAACGAUGUAGCGUCGCUGCGACAUUUCAUGUAGCCAGAAGUGACGGUAGAGUAGAGAGUAGAUAGCUAAAGGGGGCUAGCAGGUCUCACACACACACACACACAUGUGAAGUUAUUCCCGGGGAGAAGCUGCAGCAGAGAGCCGGGAGGAGUUCACCAGUGUUACGAAACCAGAGAAGAUCAUCACAAGAAGAUGCUCCGGAGAAGACUCAACCGUCUGUUUGGCGGCGAUGAGAGAAGAGUAGACAGCAGGACUAUCUAUGUUGGUCAUCGGUCAUCUUCCCCCACUGAGGCUUUCAUCCCACCCAAGUUCUGUGAUAACAGGAUUGUGUCUUCCAAGUAUACUGUUUGGAACUUUCUACCAAAGAACCUGUUUGAGCAGUUUAGAAGAAUUGCCAAUUUCUACUUCCUUAUCAUUUUCCUGGUACAGGUGAUAGUGGACACCCCCACCAGCCCAGUCACCAGCGGCCUACCCUUAUUUUUUGUGAUUACAGUAACCGCUAUCAAGCAGGGCUACGAGGACUGGCUGCGGCACAAGGCUGACAAUGAGGUGAAUAAGUACCCAGUGACGGUGCUGGAGCAAGGCCGGAGAAAACGGAAGGAGAGUGAGAAGAUCAAGGUUGGAGAUGUUUUGGAGGUGAAGGAAGAUGAGACCUUUCCCUGUGAUUUAAUACUGCUGCAGUCCAGCCGAGAUGACGACACAUGUUUCGUUACCACAGCAAGUCUGGAUGGAGAGUCGAACCAUAAAACACAUUACACAGUGCCAGACACAGAGAAGGAUCUGGAAAUUCUCAACGCCACCAUCGAGUGUGAACAGCCACAGCCUGACCUUUACAAGUUUGUCGGCCGAAUGCACAUCUACAAAACCGAUCAGGAGCCGGCAGUGAGGUCUUUGGGCCCAGAAAACCUCCUGCUGAAAGGGGCAACUUUGAAGAACACUCAGAGAGUCCUUGGUGUUGCAGUUUACACUGGCAUGGAGACAAAGAUGGCUCUCAACUACCAGGGCAAGUCUCAGAAACGCUCUGCUGUGGAGAAGUCUAUCAAUGCCUUCCUUCUUGUUUACCUUUGCAUAUUGGUGAGCAAGGCCCUAGUGUGCACUACACUCAAGUAUGUAUGGCAGAACAAGCCCGGACAGGAUUCACCUUGGUACAAUGAGAAAACCCAGAGAGAGAAGGAAACCAAUCUGUAUCUAAAGAUGUUCACUGACUUCCUGUCCUUCAUGGUGCUCUUCAACUUCAUCAUUCCGGUAUCCAUGUAUGUGACGGUUGAGAUGCAAAAGUUUUUGGGAUCCUUUUUCAUCACAUGGGACAAAGACUUCUAUGAUCCUGAAAUCAAGGAGGGAGCACUGGUCAACACAUCAGAUCUCAAUGAGGAGCUGGGACAGGUGGAGUAUGUCUUCACAGACAAGACGGGCACCCUCACUCAGAACAACAUGGAGUUCAUAGAGUGCUGCAUCGACGGCUUCCAGUACAAGUACCGGGACGCAAACUCAGAGUUGGACGGUUUCUGUGUCACAGAUGGACCUGUGAACAAAGUGCAGGAGAAAGCUGGCAGGGAGAAGGAGGAGCUGUUUCUGCGUGCCCUAUGUCUGUGCCACACAGUCCAGGUGAAGGAGUCUACAGAGCAGGGUCAGGGCCAAGGGGACGGACCGAUGGACCAGGUAGACGGCUUCGGGUUGGAUGGAGAGGUGCUCCAUUCACAGCAGGAGCAGAGAGGCUUUAUCGCCUCCUCACCCGAUGAGGUUGCUCUGGUCAAGGGUGCCAUGAGGUAUGGCUUCACAUUUCUGGGUCUGGAAAGUAGAAACAUGAAAAUUCGAACCAGGAACAAUGAUGUUGAAAUGUAUGAACUGCUUCACGUGUUGAACUUUGACCCGGUGAGAAGGCGAAUGAGUGUAAUAGUCAGAUCCAAAUCAGGUGAUACAUUGCUCUUCUGUAAGGGAGCAGACUCCUCCAUCUUUCCUCGCGUCAGACAAGAGGAGGUUGAAAGGAUACGCAUGAAUGUGGAGCGUAAUGCGACAGAGGGCUACCGGACACUGUGUGUGGCCUACAAAUAUCUCAGUGCAGAGGAGUACGCCCAGGCAGAUGCAGGAUUGAGGGAAGCUAGAUUGGCUCUGCAGGACAGAGAGGAGAAGCUCAUGGCUGUUUACAACCAAGUGGAGACCGGCAUGAGUCUAAUAGGAGCUACUGCUGUAGAAGAUCGGCUUCAAGAGGAGGCAGCAGAGACCAUGGAGGCUCUGCAGGGUGCAGGUAUGAAAGUCUGGGUCCUAACGGGGGACAAGAUGGAGACGGCAAAGUCCACCUGCUAUGCUUGUAGAUUGUUCCAGAGAAGUACAGAGCUUAUGGAGCUUACUGUGCGUACUCUGGAGGAUGGAGGGAGGAGGCGGGAGGAACGACUGCAUGAGCUCCUGCUUGAAUACCAUAAGAAAGCUGUAAAGGAUGCACCACCGGUUAAGGCAGGCGUCACCAGGUCCUGGUCUUCAGCAAACCAGGACUUUGGUUUUAUCAUAGAUGGAGCCACUCUAUCGAUGGUGCUCAACUCGUCCUCUGAAUCCAACUCAAGUCGCUACAAGAACCUGUUCCUGCAGAUUUGUCAAAACUGCACAUCUGUGCUCUGCUGCCGCAUGGCACCUCUACAAAAGGCACAGAUCGUUAAGAUGGUGAAGAACUCUAAAGGCAGCCCAAUCACCCUUUCUAUUGGAGAUGGGGCCAAUGAUGUCAGCAUGAUUUUGGAAGCUCAUGUUGGGAUUGGUAUUAAGGGUAAAGAGGGUCGUCAGGCAGUGAGGAACAGUGAUUAUGCCAUCCCCAAACUCAAGCACCUCAAGAAACUUUUGUUGGCUCAUGGGCAUCUCUACUAUGUCCGCAUUGCACACCUGGUGCAAUAUUUCUUCUACAAGAACCUUUGCUUCAUCUUACCUCAGUUUUUGUACCAGUUCUUCUGUGGUUAUUCCCAGCAACCCCUGUAUGACGCGGCCUAUCUGACGAUGUACAACAUCUGCUUCACCUCUAUGCCCAUCCUGGCUUACAGUCUCCUGGAGCAGCACAUCUGCAUUGAGGUUCUGCUGGACAACGCUACCCUCUACAGAGAGAUUGCAAAGAAUGGCAUGUUACGGUGGAGACCAUUCCUCUACUGGACUCUACUCGGAGUCUUCCACGGCUUGCUCUUCUUCUUUGGUGUUCGAUAUUUGUUCAGCAACCCAGCACUGCAGGAUAACGGCCAGGUUUUUGGCAACUGGUCAUAUGGAACGAUUGUCUUCACUGUCCUUGUCUUCACUGUCACACUCAAGCUCGCUCUGGACACCCGGCACUGGACAUGGAUCAACCACUUUGUUAUCUGGGGCUCCCUGCUUUUCUACGUGUUUUUCAGCUUCUUCUGGGGAGGAAUAAUAUGGCCUUUCCUGAAGCAGCAGCGUUUGUACUUUGUGUUUGCCAACAUGCUGAGCUCAGUGUCGGCCUGGCUGGUCAUCAUCUUGCUCAUCCUGCUCAGCCUACUGCCAGAGAUCCUGCUUGUGGUGUUCCGCAAGCCUCGUGGGCCCCACGCUCGACAGAAGAAGCCGGUUCAGUCGAACAUGGGGGGCCACCAGUCUCCCCGGUCUUCAGCCAGACCCCUGCUCAUGAGAACCUUUUCAGAUGAGUCCCAUACUGUCAUUUAAACAGACUGCAGCUGUCACACCACUAUCCUAUAAGCACCUAAAGGAGCGCCAGUGAAAGGCAGCAAGGACUGCGUCCCGUACCAUUCAGGUCAGAGCUGCCAUCAUGCCUGGUCUUAAAAGAAGAAAAGAAGAAGAGGAGGAGGGGAAAAAAAGAAGAAAAAGAGCGCUGUGCUGACUGGGGGGAAAAGGGAUAAAAAGGGGUUAAGCAGUCUUUUGACUUGCGUCUCUCCGUCCUUCUCUGCCCAAUCCCAACAGCUCCUAACCCCCCAACGCAUGCCUGCAGAGCAGUGCCCUGCAUUACUUUGUUUUUAAAAUAUCUACUCAGAUGACAGGCAUGAGUUUUGUUUCUUUUUCUCCUUUUUUUUUUUUUUUUUUUUUUUUUUAAAUACUAGCUUAUGAAUGAAUGAAUACACGGCUGCCUUGUCAGUAGCUCUAUCCAACUGCUGUGUUUUAACAAGCAGUUGUAAUAGUUUCCACUCUAAGAAUGGUUCACCUGCAUGAAAGAAGGCUCAAAAGAACACUUCACUCCACCGAUGCUCAAUCACUGUGUUCUGCAAAGUUGAAUGAUCCCAUUCCCUCCAAUGGUUACACUUUGAACGGUUAUUCUACUUUACAAUUAUUGUGCUUUAUAGCUAUUCUUUAAUGGUUUUAUGUUAUGUUGCUCUCAUGCACGGGUCUAAAUUAUUCAAGAUGAAAAGUUACUGAAGCUGAUUUCAAACUGUUGUAACAGAUUUCUGCUCUAUAGAGGAUUACAUGAUUAUUUGUUUCCAAUGAUGUAUCUGCUUUCUCUUUCGAAUACUAAGAUAUAAGAGGAGCUAAUGGAGGCCAUAUUACCACUCAGUCCAAAGUGUGUGUGUGUGUGUAUGCAAGAUGGAGAGAUAGAUUAGAGAUGUUAAGCAAUGAGACAUUGCUCGGAGCGUGUCCAAAAUCUUCCAACCUCAGAGAUAAUUUAAGAGUCAAUUUAAGAUGAGAAUAUUAAUAUAUAUAUAUAUAUAUAUAUAUAUAUAUAUAUGUGCUGUACUGUGUAAAUUUAGCUUAGAGAUUUAUGAUAGCAUCUGCUCAAAGCCAAAAAGAUGAACGUAAUGCGAUCAGAUGCGAACGAGUGUGACCCGAAAGUGACAAGUCAGUGUGUGUGCGUGUGCGUGUGUGUGUGUGUGUUACUAAGUGCAUGCUGGAUGAGUAAAGCCAGAAACGCCCGUAUGUCACGAAAAACCAGGAUUACUUGAACCUCAUUGAUGUAGUUCGCCUAGAAAUAUCCUGCACUAUAAAGGAAGCUGGUUUCCUCAUUGCUUAGAUGGCCACUAAGCCACAUGAAUAUAUGCCUGAGAACACACACAUGCACAUAUUAGAUAGAUGAAAAACAACACACACGCACACAAUAAUUACACACGUUGUACACAUUAAAUGCGUACAUGCACUAAAGCCUAAAUGAGGUAUUUAUGUUCAUUACCCAUUAUCUAGUUUGCAUACUUUGUCUCAGGCAGGCUGAAGUUGGAAUAUAAAGAAAAUCAACUCCAGACCUGCAGAGUCAACAUAGUAAAUACCACUUUGGGGCUCCAGGCUCCGUCUCCUUCCUUUUGUUUUUGGUCAACUUUGCUGACCGACAAAAUGACAGAGUGGACCGUUUGUUCCUUCCUUUAACUUCUUGUGUGCUUCAUACAUUCCAUUUAAACAUGCCAUGAUUUCACUUUAAAAUACUCUUUCUGAAUAUUGUUCUUGGUUUCUGUUUUUUCCACAAACCUGUAUGGUCUUUUUGGCAUAUUUAUUGUUAAGUGUACUUUUACUCACAAAUGUUAUACUUUUUAUUACAUAAAGCUUUUUUUUUAUAGUGAAGAUUGGUCAGCUUUGUGCCAGUUGACUUGGUUUGUGUUACUCCAGCCCUGAUGUGAGCCUGUGCCAAUCCCUUUUAGUAGUCUUUGUCAUAUAUGCAAAGACAGGCAGCCCCAACAACACACUCCCAGUAUCCCAGAGUCAAGCUCUGAACCAGGGCCAGUCCUUUCACCAGGUUAUCUCCACUCUUGGUUUAAACAGAUUACCUCUUACUAAUCAUCUGUCAGUGUGGCAAUUUAUAGAGUUUACUACACCACUGAUCCCUUCUCAAACAAUAACUCCAGUGCAGUACUUUUUGAUGAUGGCCUUGUAUUUCACCCUGCUGACUGUAGCCUGACAUAUCUGAUACAGUGCUUCUGCAGAAUUGCAGUCAUAAUGCCGAUUGGAAAUUAAAAUAAUUAAGUGAAGUUGUUCUUAGCAAAUGGAAAAAUUGACAAGCCUUUCAGCGUCAUUUCCUACUAAGACAACUUGUUUUUCUGAUGUUAGGAUUUUGAAAGAGGCUGUUUCAUUACUCUGUGACACGUCACCUCCAGACUGCACUCUGUUGGAGACACCACAUGUAAGAGGACUGAGAGGGGCUGCCUGCUUUGUUAAAAAGAACAUUAUAAAACCUUUAAGUGACAUCAGAGAUGCUAUUUUCAGAGCUUAAAAAUAUCUUGAAUCUAAUGUUUUUGCCUGUCUAAAUGAAAAGUAUAACAGAAUGGAUUGUAUUUUUAAUGCAACCUUUUUCCAGCCACUUUUGUAAUAAAACCAAAAUGUCAAAAACAAACAAAAAAAAGCACGAGAGGCUCUGUGGUUGUGGACGCUGUCCCUGUCUUAGAGGGCUGGAGGUGGACAUCUUCAGGCACCUCAGCAGACCUGCGUAAUGCGGCAGGGACACCUCGCCACCUCCAGCCCUUUGGGUCUCCAGCCUCAACACUCCAAACCUCCAAGCUGAAUGUACCUCUUUGAAACUAGUAUGUUCAAAACCUGAAGAUUUUCUGUAAUAAAGCAGAA
Molecule: messenger RNA, 6865 nt
Organism: Anoplopoma fimbria (sablefish)
Lineage: Eukaryota; Metazoa; Chordata; Actinopteri; Perciformes; Anoplopomatidae
Gene: atp11c
Product: ATPase phospholipid transporting 11C
Exons: 30
Coding region: 584-4039 (1151 amino acids)
Biological process (GO): phospholipid translocation
Cellular component (GO): plasma membrane; endoplasmic reticulum; trans-Golgi network
Molecular function (GO): ATP binding; magnesium ion binding; ATP hydrolysis activity
Source: RefSeq, a predicted model, not a curated record